Rhizopus microsporus ATCC 52813 is the source of this 1121-nucleotide messenger RNA. RefSeq lists its product as uncharacterized. The transcript has 3 exons. The record is from RefSeq and is a predicted model, not a curated record. Lineage: Eukaryota; Fungi; Mucoromycota; Mucoromycetes; Mucorales; Rhizopodaceae. The coding region runs from base 328 to 951 and encodes 207 amino acids.
AUUACAGACUUGAGCGAAUUAGAAAUGUACUGCCAGGAUGAGGUUGAAAGGAAUAUAUAUAGAUUAGAAGAUAUUCAUACCAAGUUACAAACGUCUUAUCAAGAUAUUUUAGCUGUAAGUUUGCCUUAAUGUCAUCCUCGCAAAAAGAUACUUAUUGUGUUGGUAGAACCCAGACGGAGGAGCACCAGAAAAUGAAGAGAGCAUACUCAAUGAUGAAGAGACCUAUAUUACGUAAGAUUUCUCUCUCUCUCUCUUGUUUAUACUAAACUGUCAUGUAGUGGCCUAUUUGGAGAGGAUAUUGGUGAAGAUUACUUUGGAUUUAAAGAUAUGGGCCUGGAUAAAGAGUACAAUCUAGACACACUGAAUGUCCCCGCCAGCUUAUGGUUUGGUAAAAAUAAAGAAAAACUGAAUGUCGUUAAGCAUACUGCCAAAGAGCAAAAGAUUAAAUACCAUCCACCUCCAAGCUUCCAGCCAGUGACAUCGGAAAAGUCUAUUAUUGGUUUACUUCAACCCUAUUUUUCAAAACGACUCGCGGAUUCUACAGGUUCUGUGAUAGAAGAUGAAUUCUUACCCAAUCGCAAUAAAUCAAAGCCCAGAUACCCUCCCACGACAAAGAAUGUACCCGGUCGAAAGAAAAUGCCCAAAGAGGCGACAGCUGGUGGGGCUGGUGGAAAAGGCGAUAUUAGAAAAUACAAAAAAAAGCGACCAGUAGAAGAGAUUAAUGCAGAAAAAGCGGAAAAAGCAGAAAAGAAGAGGCUUAGGAUGGAAGAAAGAGCACAGAGAAUAGCUGAAAAAGAACAGAGACGAAAGAUGAAAGAAGAAUUAAAAGAACAGGAGAAGCUAGCUAGGAUGGAAGCAAAAGAGAAAAAGAAAGCAUUAACUAAGAAAUCGAAGCAACCAGCAACCAGUUCAAAAUCACCUAUGCAGGCAGAUGAAGAAGACGAUGAAUAAAAAAAAAAGUUUGGAAAGUCGUGUCUGAUAAAAGUCGGUGUUGUUACACUCUUUCAAGACUGAGUAUCUUGAGCUAUAAAAUUAAAUAAAACUACAUGCAUCUACAAGCUAUGGCUGUAAAGGUCGGAUCACUAAAAAAAAAGCCCUACAGUAUAGAGUCACACACCAAC